Molecule: messenger RNA, 4263 nt
Organism: Plasmodium berghei ANKA
Lineage: Eukaryota; Apicomplexa; Aconoidasida; Haemosporida; Plasmodiidae
Product: sentrin-specific protease 2, putative
Exons: 3
Coding region: 1-4263 (1420 amino acids)
Biological process (GO): proteolysis
Molecular function (GO): cysteine-type peptidase activity
Source: RefSeq, a predicted model, not a curated record
AUGAAAAACAAAAAAAAAUUAUAUAAAUAUAAAAGUGAAAUAAAUAAUAAAAAUAUGGUGAAUUCUUUUGAAAAAAAAAACACAUAUAAAAUGACUACAAAUGAAAAAGAAGAAAACAAAACGACCAACAUUUGUGAUAACGAAUUGUGCGAAAUAUUAUCUUCGGAUGAAAGUAAUGAAUUCAUAUAUGAAAAAAAUGAUGAUUUUAUAAUUGUAGAACUUAUUUCUUAUAUUUGUGGUAAUUCCAAAAUAUUGUCUUUUUAUCCAUGCACAAAUAAUAAUUCAGGAAAAAAUAAAUAUUUAUAUCAUUUUUAUAAAAAAAAAAAAAUUAAGUUAUACUUAUGCUUAAACACAAAAAAUAAUGAAGUAUAUAUAUAUCAAGUUCAAAGAAAAUAUGUAGAAAAUAAAAAUACGGAUAACAAAAAUUAUACUAUUAAUAAAAUACCUUUAUAUUCACAAAAAUCUAAUGAGAGUGUCAAAAUUGUUGGGGAAAUUAAAAUAGGCAACACUCUACAAAAUAAUAAAAAUUAUAACAUUUCUUCAUUAAAUAAUAUAGAAAUAAAAAAGGAAAAUAAAAAAAACUUAAUUAAUUUGGAAAAAAAAAUAUGCAUCACGAAAUUGUUUGAUAGUGUAAAUUGCAGUUAUGAUAUAUCCACUGUUGAAUAUUCAAAAUUAGAAAAUACCGAUACUCAAAUUUUAGAUAGUUUAAAGAGUAUAUUAGAAAAAAAACUUAAUAAAAAUCAAAAAGUGGUAGAAUAUAAUAUUGAUUCACAAAAACAAAACAAAAAUUUAAUAGCAGAAGAGUUAGAUUAUCAAAAUAACAAUGACCAUAUUUUGUAUGUGAAAAAAAACGAUAUGAUUCAUAAAAAUAGUAUAAAUUUGAAAUCAGAGAAUAAACAAGACAAAACUAAUGUAAAUAAUAAAGAAAUAAAAUUGUUAUAUCUCAAUUUCCAUGAACCGGCUCACAUAUUUAUGAACCAUUUCUUCAGAAUUAACCAAGAUAAUGAGGAAAAUUCUGUAAAAGAAAUAACAGGAUUUCUCAAAGACGAAAAAUAUGAAUAUAUAGAAAAGGAACAUUUAAAAAAAUCAAAAAGAAAAAAAUAUUCACCUAUAUUUGGAAAAAUUAAAAGCGAAGCAUUACCAUGUAAUAUAUUAGAAAAUUAUCAAAGUGAUAUAAGUAUAUGCAGCACUAAUUUAUUUUUUAGUGACACCGAAGUUAUAACUAAAGAGAAUGGUGGGAAUGGUAAAGUGAAAGAAGAAAAUGGAGGAAAAGAGGAAGAUAAAUAUAAAAAAAACAAUAAAAAAAAUAAUAUUAUGCCACUUAAAAGAAAUAAUUUAAAAAUAAAAUGGUUAUUAUUAAAUUUAAAUUUAAAAAAAGAAGAAGAAGUUUUAAUACAAAAAUAUGUAAUGUUUAAAAAAAUAAGCCUACAAAAAAUGUCAAAAGAGUUACAUGAUCAUGAUAUUUCGAAUAUUUGGACUUAUCAAAAUAAGAGAAAAUCUCCUUUUCGAAAAAAAAAAAAAAAAAAAAAAAAAAAUGUCCCAGAAAAUAGUUGUAAUAUAAAAUUUCCUGAUAAAACACAAGAUAAAGAAAAUGAAAAUGAGUCAACUGUUACAUUCAAGAAUAACACACAACAAUACACAAAUAAUAUAACCUCGAGUUUUUCAUAUAAGCAUCUGCUAGAAGAUAAAGAAAAUGGAAUAAACAAAACGAAAGGCAUCAAUAUUUAUAAUACUGAUAAUAAAAUAGAUUUCGACAAUGCAUGCUAUAUUCAAAAUUAUCAUAAUAAUGAUGAUAACAUUUAUAUUUUGAAAGAGCAAACUAAUAAAAAUGAAAUGGCGGAUUACGAAAAAACAAACAUAAUACAAAACAUUGAGAGUAAUUCUGUUGGGCUUGAAAAAGAAACAAAUAUAAAAAUGAGUAUAAAACAUCAAUUAGAAGAAUGCCCAAAUAAUUAUCAUGGUAAAUCUGUUUGUUAUUCGGAAAUGAAUGUGUUAGAAACAAAUAACUUUGAAAAAAAAAUUUCAAAAAAAAGAAAAAUUGAAAAAGAUCAACUAUAUUGUGAUAAUAAAAAUAAUAAUACUUGUCUUAAUUUUGAAAAUUUAGUAAAAAAUGGAAAAAGUGAUUUAACAAUUUCAGAAAGUACAAAACAUAUAACAUAUAAAGAAUGCAAUGAUGCACAUAAUCCAAAUACCCGAUCUAACAAUAGCACUGAUUCUUCUUAUGAUAAUAAAAACAAUGAAUCCAUCGAAGAAAUAAUUCCAGACCAAUUCAAUUUGAUACAAUUUAAUAAUUCUGAACAAAAUAUUUUGGAAAAUUGUAGUGAGAAACAGAUAACAAAUGUGGAUGUGAUAAACAGGAGCAUGGAUUAUCGAAAUAGAGCAAAUAUAAUGGAAAAUGACGAAAAUGGCGAAAAUGAUGAAAAUGACGAGCAUGACGAAAAUGAGAAAAGCUUCUUUUUAAAACAGAAAGUAAAUAAUAUUCUAGAUAUCAUAAAAAUAAUAUAUACGAAUAGUAUACGUAUAAAAUAUUUUGAAAAUCUUAAGUUGUAUAUAGGAUUAUAUAAAAAUUAUACUAAUAUUGAAAAAACGAAAUUAGAAUUCUUAGAAACAGAAAAAAGUAUCGAUAUAAAAAUAUUAAAUUGGUAUAUAAAUGAGAAAAUGGUAGAAAAAAAAAAUGUAUGGCAAUUAAAUAAUUAUAAAAUUGAUGAUUGUAGUCUAUUUCGUUUAAAUAAAUUUAAAUAUAUAGAUGAUUCAAUUAUAGAUUUUUUUAAUAACUAUAUUUAUUUUUAUAUACUGAACAGAAACAAUAAUAAUGAUGGGUGUAAAAUUGAAAAUGAUAAAAAAAAUGAUAUAUAUAUUUUUAAUACAUUUUUUUAUAAGAAAAUUGAAUUAUAUGAUGAUACAUCAAAAGCAUAUCUUAAUACAAAUAGAUGGAUUAAAAAAUUAAAUAAAAAAAUUUAUGAAUAUAAAUACGUGUUUGUUCCAAUAAACAUUAAUAACAAACAUUGGUCUUUAGUUCUGAUUUAUUUCCCUUUCAGUGAUUCAAAUCAAGAUAAAAAUACAGAAUAUUCAUCUAAUAUUAUUAAAAAUGAAGAGAAAUAUAAAAAAUAUUAUCCCCUUUAUACCAAAAAAAUUUAUGAUAAAGAUGUCAUAGACAAUGUUCAGGAAAAUAUAUCUUCUGCUGUUUUUAGAAACACUUUAGACGAUUCUGAUCGAAUUAUAAACAUCGACAUAAAUUUAAAUUCUCAAUAUAAUAAGGAAAGAAACAUAUUUUCUAAAUAUAGAAGUAAAUCUCUUGAUUCUUAUUUUUUAAAUGACCAGAAAUAUUGUAUACAAGGGUAUAACAAAAACAAUGUUAUAAAACAUUCAUUUAAAACAAUUGGAAAAAAACAUAAAGAUUUGACUGAUUUAUUCGAAAAGUGUAUUGCUAAACAUGAUGAAAAAAAAUUGGGAAGGAAAAAGAUGAUUUCAGGAUAUUUAAGCGAUAGAAAUGAUCAUGAAUUGAGUUACAUUUCUAUAAGUGAUAGUAGCGAAAAUUGUAAAAAUAAAAAAACAAAUUUAAGCAUCAAUACGAAUGAACAAAAUUCUAAAGAAUGGAAAAAUGAAAAUAAUAUAGAAGAGGAAAAGUUGGUAUAUAUGAUAUAUCUUGAUUCAUUAUUCCCAUCAACUAAAGGAAAUACAAUUUUAGAAAAAUUAAAAAAAUAUAUAGAACAUUUAUUUCAUCGAGAUUAUAUAAAAAAAGAAAAACGAAAAAAAAAAAAAAAUAAUAAUAUUUUAUCUAAUUCUGGAGGAAAUAGCGAUUCUUCCUCUCAUACCUAUCAUAAUAAUAGAAGUGGGAAUGAAAGUAAUGAACCUAAAAUAUUUUUUAAAUUUGUAUAUCCAAAUAUAAUACCCAAACAAAAUAACACCUAUGAUUGUGGUAUAUAUAUUAUUUAUUUUAUUUUACAUUUGUGUUUAAACAUACAUUUAAUUGAGACCGAUUUAAUCAACCCUUUUAAUAAAUAUAUUCAAACUAAAUACUCCGAUGCUAAAUAUACUUUCAAUUGCUCCCCUCAAAAUUCUAGUAAAAAUUCGUAUGCACAGAUUUAUCCAAAUAAUGCAUCUCCUUGGUUUGACCAUAAAGACAUAUGCACAAAGAGAAAGCAAAUGAAAAAGAUGCUUCUAUACAUGAAAGAUGUCAUAAAUUGGAAAUCAGAAAAACAUAUAGAAAAUUUAAAUUUGUUAUUUUUAAUGAAUUGCAAUGACAAAAAUCAAAGGAAUUAA